CUUUGCACGCUGAAAGUGGAUGAACAUCCCUCCCCCGCUCUCCUCCUCCCCUUCUCUUCCUCGCUCUCCGCCUGUGGAGCUGGGACCUGGGUGCGUUAGAUGCCGGACUCCCUCUCCGCCUCUCCUCCGCCUGCUUUGUCGGGGAUGUACUGAACAGGGGGGCCGCUGCCCCGGGGACUCUCCGCUGUGCACCCCUCGCCUCCCCUUGGUGCCGGUUUUAACGCAUUUGCAGAUUGAGGAGCCCGGCCGGCGAGCUGUGUAAAGAAAAUCUUUAGCCAUGGAUGUAUUCAUGAAAGGGCUUUCCAAGGCUAAAGAGGGAGUUGUGGCAGCAGCAGAAAAAACCAAACAGGGUGUGGCAGAAGCAGCAGGAAAGACGAAAGAGGGCGUUCUCUAUGUAGGUUCCAGGACCAGGGAUGGAGUUGUUCAUGGUGUCACAACAGUGGCUGAGAAAACCAAAGAACAAGUGUCUAAUGUCGGGGGAGCUGUGGUGACAGGAGUGACGGCAGUAGCGCAGAAGACGGUGGAAGGAGCAGGCACGAUUGCUGCAGCCACUGGCUUAGUCAAGAAGGAUCAGCUGGCCAAACAGAAUGAAGAAGGAAUCUCGCAGGAAGGAAUGAUGGAUAAUACAGAUAUGCCAGUGGACCCAGAUAAUGAGGCUUAUGAAAUGCCUCCUGAGGAAGAGUAUCAAGAUUAUGAACCUGAAGCAUGAAAAUGUCUUCCCUCUUUCUAUCUUCUGAAAUCUACUAACAAAGAUGUCCUGUCCUGUACAAGUGCUGAGUUCCAAUGUGCCCAGUUGUAAAUUUUUUUUUAUUAUUAUUUUUAUUACAGUUUUUAACAGUGUAUUCUGAAGUCUUCUAUCAGCAAUGAUUUGAGUGUCUGGGUCUGCACCCAGCUUUCAUUUCAGUGAUUCCCUCCCACUGAAAUGAAACAACGGGGUGGCAGGGGCAUUGUCGUGCUGUGGAUAUUGUGGCUUCAAGUUUUAAAAGUAUAAAAAAACAUUAAAAAACCACCUAAGUGUCUAUUACUUAUUUCUAAAGCUGUACAUGUUUUCUUGCUAGAUUGUCAGUAACUUGGUAUUGUUUCUGAUACAAGGAUUUUUUUUGUUUCAUAUUAUUGCUCUGUCUCGGGGUUAACUUAUUGUGAGAAUUGUUUAUACAUAUUAUAUAUAUAUAAAGUAAUUGAGCAUGAACUAUGCACCUAUAAAUAUUAACAACAUUUUUAUUGUUUUGUGAUGUGUUUUAUUAAUGUAUGUCUGUAAAUAACGGUGUUCAACUGCAGCAAAUAAAAUGUAAUUCACUAAAAAAUGAA
This is a messenger RNA of Caretta caretta (loggerhead turtle), 1308 nucleotides long. RefSeq names its product synuclein alpha (gene SNCA). Gene Ontology annotation, cellular component: cytoplasm; axon terminus; neuronal cell body. NCBI's taxonomy places the organism in Eukaryota, Metazoa, Chordata, Testudines, Cheloniidae. Gene Ontology annotation, biological process: synapse organization; regulation of dopamine secretion; synaptic vesicle endocytosis. Gene Ontology annotation, molecular function: cuprous ion binding. The record is from RefSeq and is a predicted model, not a curated record.